AUGGCGUCUCUAAACAAACCGGAUCCGCUUACCCCAACCAAAUACGAAUCCAUCCUGGAGCUUCGGGGUGUUCCGUACGAGGCUACCAUUGAUUAUCCAAAUGGCGAUACUCCGGAGAACGUGAGACCGGGAUAUUGCGGAGCCUGCAUGUGCUUUUUUCGCCACGGCCUUAUGUCAUUUCCUAUCCCUUCGUUCCUCCUCGAGAUUCUAGCGGAGUUGAAGCUGGCUUUCACCCAGAUUACUCCGACCUUCUGGCGUUACGUCUUGGCGACGUUCGUUCGGGCCAGAGAGGAAGGGUUAGAGUUUGGUUUGGCUGAGUUAAAGCAGCUUUACACUCUCAAGCGAAGUAGCGGCGUCACUGGAGCGUUUCUUCUUUCUCCGCGUGCAGGUCGCUCGAUUAUUAGCGACAUCCCUGGGAAAGACUUUUAUUGGACGGACACGUUUUUUGUCUUCAAGGUCGAUCCAGUGACGGUUGGGGAUUUUGACUUUUCUCGGAUUCCGAUGAAAUGGAACGAGAACGUAGGUUUUGAUCUUGAUUUUUCUUCAAGUUGGGACAGUUCUACUCCAGAAAGGAUUCGAGCUGCUUAUGCUUUGCCCCCCGGCGUGAAUUGUGUUGUUCCCGUCGCGCUUGUGGAACCGGUUCGUCCUCGGAAAGAGCAGAAAGAUAAAGGGGUGAAAAGGAAAGACCCUCCUGCGGAGCUUUCAGAUGCCAAUUCUGACUCCACACCUUUGAAACGAUAUCACGAGACUCCGGACAGACGGGUGACUAGAGCAAGCUCUCAGAUUCAGUCUCUGAUUGUCCGGGCUAUGCCGCUUUCAGUGGUUCGUCCAGAUCGUGAUGCUCAACCGGAUUCUCGAGUAUCGGGCGAGGUGGACAUCAAGGAAGUCGCUCCCAAGGUUCAGCGACGUCGUCUGAUCUUGGACGAUGAGUCUUCUAAAGAUUUUAACGUUCCAAGCUCGGAACCUCCGAUGCAAGAUCCCGGAGAAGGUACUUCUAAGCCGAUCAACUUUCCUGCAGACUGUCGAAGGGGUUCUCCGCUGGCGUUCUCAUACGACGUCGAUGCUCCGAUUUUGGAGAAUCCUGAACGACUCGCUGCCAUCUGGCGGAAGCUGCGAAGUUCUUCGUGCGUGCUUCCUCCCUUGGAGAAAAUGCGAGGUCGUGAUGUCUAUGUUCAGAUGGCGAUUGCAAAUGCCAAGGCUAUGGAGGCUAGCAAUGAGUACGCUGCUUUGAUGGAGGAACGGUUGGCGAACUUCCCCUCUCGAGAGGAGGUCGAAGGUCAUCUUACUUUGAUCCAACAGUCGCGAUCAAAGUUAAGUGCGUCGCAGGCGAGUGAGCAGGAGCGAAUGAAGCAAGUCGUCGACUUGAAGGUGCUUUUGACGGCUACAGCGACGGAGAAUGUUGCGCUUGAGGAGGAGAAAAUCGCGCUUGAGAAGGAGAAGAUCACACUAGAGGAGGAGAAAGUUGCGCUAGGGAAAGAGAAGGUCGCGAUGGAGGCGGACCUUGAAUCUUUGAAGGCGAAGUUCAGAAGAGAGGCUGAGCUGCGAGAAAGAGUGGCUCGGAGGGAGAGGCGAGCUGCUUGUCGGUUGGUAGCCAAGGGUUACGAUGCUGCCCUCGAUAAGGCUAGGGAGACUAUCCAAUGGAAGAAGGCGGAAAGCGCCGCGGAGAUGCUCCUACAGGAAGUUUGUGCAAAGAUCGAGGCUUUGGCCAAAUACUUGGAGGGCGGGUUCGAGUAUGGCCUCGUGGCAGUGUCGGACGACUCUCUUAGGGGUCUCGACCUUCCUCAAAUUUCUGAUGACUCUGUCAACCUAGGGGGUUGA
Molecule: messenger RNA, 1818 nt
Organism: Raphanus sativus (radish)
Lineage: Eukaryota; Viridiplantae; Streptophyta; Magnoliopsida; Brassicales; Brassicaceae
Product: meiosis-specific protein ASY2-like
Exons: 5
Coding region: 1-1818 (605 amino acids)
Source: RefSeq, a predicted model, not a curated record